AGAUUAUUAGCUGUGUUAUUGUUAAGUCCAAAUCCACAGCUUCUGGAAUCUCCCUUUGUGCUUGGCCAUUCCAAUCUCAACUCGACCCAUAAUCAAAACUCCUUGCCUUCCCCAAAUCCCCAGUUCUCGUGAUUCAAGAAAACAAAAAUGGAUCCAGAGAAGCUCGAGCCUGGGAAUGCCACAGAUUCUGAAUCCUCAGGGCAAUCAUCUUCUUGUUCUUCAUCAAGAACUCCCAGCAGCAGAAUGGAAUUUGAAUCGAUCGAUUCCAGAAGAGCAAAGCAGAAACAACAGUCCACUGUUUCUGAUGAUGCGGCAGCAACUUCAUCGCCAAAUUACAUGAAGACCACCACUUCCUAUGUAGCAAAGAAGAGCAGCAGCAGUAAUUCCCAGAGAUCAGGAGGUGGAAGUCUUACCAGGAGAGGCAGUUUCACAAAGCCUGCAAAGGGUUUGGCAAGGCUGUCUAGCUCGAAAUUCAGGAUGAGGAAAUCUUUCAGAAGGAGCAGGCGAGUUAAUUCAGUAUCUGAUGAUGCUGAUUGGUGUUCUUCCGAUUCUGAGGCAAGCCAAAAAUACAGCUUUUUCCCCCUUGGAGGAAGGACUAAUGGGACUAAAUCUGUGAGGACUUUAGUAAAGGUGGCAAGUCUGAGAAUAAGGAGGCAGUCUAAAUCAAGUGUGGUGAAAGCCACUUGUUCAUCAGCUCUCAAGGAUUCUAAGGCUGAUGGAAGCCACUCCUCCAAUGGAAGUUCUUCUGCUGCUGCUGGAAUGAAAGUUUGUCCAUAUAGCUACUGUUCAUUGCACGGCCAUCACCAUUCCAGUAAUGAUCAAGCACCUUCACUGAAACGAUUUGUAUCAAUGAGAAGGAGAAUGUUGCAACCCAAGAAGAAGACUAAUAAUUCAUCUGAGAAAGCUAGCCCGCAGUCUUCUUAUAGCAAGAGGCCAAAACGUUCCAACAAGAAAAAUCAAGGGGAUCAAACCAAAAAGGGUGAUGUCAUUUCUCAAAGUUGUGAACUUGGGCAGGCAGCAAAUGGCAGCAGACAAGAUUCUUGUGAUAAAGUAAAAAGUGGGCCAUUAGAGACCGAUAUCUCCAAUAUCUGUGAAGGUCACAAUCAGCCACAGGCCGGAUCAAGAGAGAUUAAAGACUUGGUCACUUCUCCUUCUGAUAAAGAACAGAAUGCAGAAAUGGAAGGCCGUCAUUUUGCAGAUCAUAAGCCUGAUGGUGCCCAUCUUUCUUCUGAAAAAUCGAUGGAGAAGAAUAAUUACAUGGGGUUAUGGGGCUUGAUCUAUCAGCAUAUGGUAUCGGGCACUGCUGUGACGGAUGGUGAUGAAUCUCAGCAGCCUGAGAAACUUGGGGAGCAACAUGUUGAGAAGUCUUCUGGAAUGGAUCAAAGAGCUGAUAUAGAAGUUGAUUCCCACCAGGAUGAUGCAAUCAAGUUGGUUCAGGAAGCAUUUGACAACAUCCUGCUGGAGAUUCCGGACCCUUUAUCCGAUAACCAAUCGGUGAGUUCUGUAGACACAGCUUCUGAUGAGCUUGGAGACAACAAGAACAACACCAGUGCUUCAAUGGAACAGGUACAGCAAGAGCAAAGGAAGCUGGAAGCUGAAAUUUCUAAUGAUUCUCAAGGAGAUAAAGCAGAAGCAAAGGUAGGAAACAAAUCUGGUCAGAAAAGGCUCAAUGGUUGGAGCAAUCUGAAAAAGAUUAUGUUAAUGAAAAGAUUUGUCAAGGCAAUGGAGAAGGUCAAAAACUAUAACUACACACACAAGCCUCGAGGUCAGUCUAUAGAGCAAGAUGAGGAAGCAGCAGAAAUGGUUAAUCUACGUCCUCAAUCGAUUGGACAGAAGAAGAAUUCGGAGGAAUGGAUGCUUGAUUAUGCUAUUCAGAAGGUCAUUUCAACAAUGGCUCCAGCGCAGAAAAGGAAAGUGGCUCUUAUUGUACAAGCAUUUGAAACAGUAGCACCUCAAGGAGAAACUGGCAGUCAUGCAGCUUCGAGUACUCCGAAGACUCCAGUUCAAAUAAGUCGCGACAUCUCAACUCAGAAGUCUCAUGAGCAGGAGGAAGAGAAAGCAAGAUUUGGCAUCCUACUACGGAAGGUAUCUACUGGUUCCAAAGAGAAUCAUGAUCAAGAUGCUGGAGCCUGCACAGUAAAACAGCACGUCCAUGUGCCUUGUCCUGAACCAGCAGUUGACGAACUAGCUUCAGAAACUGGUGAUGCAGAUUUGAUUUCAGCUGGGCAUGAUGAUACUGGUGAUUUGAUCAGGGUCGAACGAGAGUCCGAUGGACACAUUGGUCCAAUCGGCGAAAACCCAGAUGAACCAGGAUACCAAAUUACAAAAACCCAUCAGGAGGAACUGAUUCUAGACGACAGUUUCGAUAAUGGUACAUCUGAAGAAAUCACACACGAAAAUGGGGACACUCGAACAGCCACUGCAGCUGAAAGCCCUGUGGGAAAGCAGCAACAUAUGAAGCUUUGGUAUCUGAUAUACAACCACAUGGUUUCAGGAACGACAGAACCACUUCAAGAAAAUGGUGAAGAGGCAGAAGAAGGCACACCCAGUGGGAAGGAAGAGUCUCGCUCUCAGCUCGAAGCCAUAAGGCUUGUGGAAGAGGCUAUCGACGAAAUCCCUCUUCCGGAGACUCAAGACGAUGUACCUGCCUCGAUCAACCCGCAUGUAGAAGAAGCUUCAACUGGCUGCAACAAAGAUAGACUUGAAGAACUCAAUAGUUCAAAAACAGAGGUGAAACCAAGUUGCGAAGAAGAUGGAAAAGAGAAGGAACAAGCAAAGCCACCACUGAGGAAGAGCUGGAGCAAUCUGAAGAAGGUGAUAUUGCUUAAGAGAUUCAUCAAGUCAUUGGAGAAAGUGAAUGACAGCUGCUUGACUUCCUCGGCGAGAAAGGUCAUUAUGCCAAGGGAGCCACAGUUUCUGGCUAUGGAGCAUGAAAAAGAGGCAGAGAAGGUCCGGCUGAGGAACCAGGAAGUAGGAGGUAGGAAAAGUGGGGAUGAAUGGAUGCUUGAUUAUGCUCUUCGACAGGUCGUAGCUCAGCUGACACCGAUGAGGAGAAGGAAAGUCGAGCUGCUGGUUGAGGCUUUUGAGACUGUCACUCCCAUUGGCAACUGA
This is a messenger RNA of Linum tenue, 3111 nucleotides long. NCBI's taxonomy places the organism in Eukaryota, Viridiplantae, Streptophyta, Magnoliopsida, Malpighiales, Linaceae. The record is from the annotation of a GenBank genome assembly.